GUACUGCAAAGGGCUCGUUCUCCGCCGUUCUGAUUGGCUGUUCCGGCAUCUUGCCAUCGCGCUUGGUGGGUCAGUGGAGGAGUGGGGGGCGAAGUGCGUCCAAGGAGAGCUCCUGGCUCCGUGCUUAGGUUGCAGAAGUCGCGGCGGCCGUCAUGACGGAGGGAACGUGUCUGCGUCGUAGAGGGGGACCCUAUAAGACAGAGCCCGCCACUGACCUCAGCCGCUGGCGACUCAGCUGUGAGAGGGGAAGGCAGGUGUGGACAUAUUUUCAAGAGGACGACCCCCGCCGGGAGCAGACUGCGCUGGAAGCUCACUCCGUGGGAUUGGACACUGGGAAUUACUUUAAAGACUUGCCCAAAGCCCACACAGCUCAUGAGGGGGCUCUGAAUGGGAUGACAUUUUACAUGGGACUGCAGGCUGAGGACGGGCACUGGGCGGGUGAUUAUGGUGGCCCACUCUUCCUUCUGCCAGGCCUCCUGAUCACGUGCUACGUGGCGCACAUCCCUUUGCCAGCUGGAUACAGAGAAGAAAUUGUGCGGUACCUGCGGUCGGUGCAGCUCCCGGAUGGUGGCUGGGGCCUGCACAUUGAGGACAAGUCCACAGUGUUUGGGACUGCGCUUAACUAUGUAUCCCUGAGAAUCCUGGGUGUUGGGCCUGACGAUCCUGACCUGGUACGAGCACGGAACAUUCUUCACAAGAAAGGUGGAGCUGUGGCCGUCCCAUCCUGGGGGAAAUUCUGGCUGGCUGUUCUGAACGUUUACAGCUGGGAAGGCCUCAACACUCUGAUCCCCGAGAUGUGGCUGCUUCCGGACUGGGUGCCUGCACACCCCUCCACACUCUGGUGCCACUGCCGUCAGGUCUACCUGCCCAUGAGCUACUGCUAUGCCAUCCAACUGAAGGCCAAGGAGGACCCACUGGUUCAGAGCCUGCGCCAGGAGCUCUAUGUGGAGGACUACGCCAGCAUCAGCUGGCCAGCACAGAGGGACAAUGUGGCCCCCGAUGAAGUGUACACGCCGCACAGCUGGCUGCUCCACUUGGUGCACGCAAUCUUCAACCUGUACGAAUGCUACCAUAGCACCAGCCUGCGGCAGCGGGCCAUCCAGAAGCUGUAUGAGCACAUUGUGGCCGAUGACUGCUUCACCAAGUGCUUAAGCAUUGGCCCGAUCUCGAAAACCCUCAACAUGCUUGUGCGCUGGCACGUGGAUGGGCCAGCCUCCAGUGUCUUCCAGGAGCAUGUCUCCAGGAUCCCUGACUUCCUCUGGCUGGGCCUUGACGGCAUGAAGAUGCAGGGCACCAACGGCUCGCAGAUCUGGGAUACCUCAUUCGCCAUCCAGGCUAUGCUGGAGGCAGGUGCACACGACAGGCCUGAGUUUUCGUCCUGCCUGCAGAAGGCGCAUGAGUUCCUGCGGAUCUCACAGGUCCCAGACAACCCACCCGACUACCAGAAGUACUAUCGCCAGAUGAGCAAGGGUGGCUUCCCCUUCAGUACUGUGGAUUGUAGCUGGAUCGUCGCCGACUGCACAGCUGAGGGCUUGAAGUCUGUCCUUCUCGUGCAGGAGAAGUGUCCUUUUGUCACCACACACAUCCCGAGAGAGCGGCUCUUUGAUGCUGUUGCUGUGUUGCUGAACAUGAGAAACCCUGAUGGGGGGUUUUCCUCCUACGAGACUAAACGUGGGGGGUACCUGCUGGAACUGCUCAACCCCUCAGAGGUCUUUGGGGACAUCAUGAUCGACUACUUGUACGUGGAGUGCACCUCGGCCGUGAUGCAGGCGCUGAAGCACUUUCACAAGCAGUUCCCUGAGCACAGGCCAGGGGAAAUCAGGGAGACUCUGGAGCGGGGCCUGGAAUUCUGUCGGCAGAAGCAGAGGGCUGACGGCUCCUGGGAAGGCUCCUGGGGGGUUUGCUUUACCUAUGCCACCUGGUUUGGGCUGGAAGCUUUCGCCUGCAUGGGGAAGAUUUACCAGGAUGGGGCUGCCUGUGCGGAGGUCUCCCAGGCCUGUGACUUCCUGCUGUCCCGGCAGAUGGAGGAUGGAGGCUGGGGGGAGGAUUUCGAGUCCUGCAAGCAGCGGCGUUAUGUGCAGAAUGCCCAGUCCCAGAUCCACAACACGUGCUGGGCCCUGAUGGGGUUGAUGGCUGUCAGGUAUCCUGGUGUAGAGGUCCUAGAGAGAGGAGUCAGCUGUCUGCUGAGAAAACAGUUCCCCAAUGGUGAUUGGCCCCAGGAAAACAACUCCGGGGUCUUCAACAAGUCCUGUGUCAUCAGCUACACAAGCUACAGGAAUGUCUUCCCCAUCUGGACCCUCGGCCGCUUCUCCCGCCUGUACCCAGAAAGUGCCCUUGCUGGUCAUCCUUGAGAAGGGGCCUACGUGUGCCUGGCCAGUGGGUGGCAGGCACAGGGAUUCCGUGGGGCUGCUCACCGAGGUUGGAGCAUCUCGCCGGGACAUGGGUACCCCUGUAGCCCCCUCCUCACUGCCUCAUUCACAACUUCUGGAGUGAGUCCUGGGACCAGGCCUACCUAGGGGCAUGGUGCAUGGCCAUGUGUGGUCAUGGAGCUUGGAGGGCUUUCUUGACCAAUAAUAGUUCUCAGCAGUUGUGCCUUAUCUGCCUCCUGCCUGGUGCUGGGCUCAUUUCCCAGACAGCUCUUCCUGCAUCUUCUGUCUGUUGGACUGAGGAAGGUGACAGCUUCCCCGAACAGCCUGGAGCAGAAGCUGGGCCUGCCUCCACCAUGGCCACCCAGGGCUCCAUGAGUACCAAGACCAGACACGCCAACCCUGCCGCAGAUUUUGUUCGUCCACGCUGCAUCGUGGCCUUCCCCCUGCAGCUGUCGCGGCCCCUGGGCUUGGUCUGGGCUGUCUGGGCUGUCUGGGUUCACCAACUUCUCAGUUUCAGGGAACAAGAGUAGCUGCUUGAAGAUAAGCAGGUGCAUCUCCAGUUAUUUCAAGGGAAAAUAUUUGUAUCAACCUGAUUAAAAAUCCAGUUCUCUAUCCUGGUAAAUCAUUGAAAAGUCUUGAAUUCAAAUUAUCUUAUUUCUAGGUAACAGAUUUUGAAUAUUAUGUUGGGAAAUUUUCUCUGGAAUCACAUUAGAUUAUCUGUGUUCAGCACAAUUAAACUUCAUACCCUUUCCUUUGAGGAAAUGUUUAACUCACAGGGGAAACUUACCUCUAGGAAAAUACUUUUUCUUAUGAACAUAAUCA
This is a messenger RNA of Molossus molossus (Pallas's mastiff bat), 3191 nucleotides long. It is a transcript of the gene LSS, whose product is annotated as lanosterol synthase. Gene Ontology annotation, biological process: cholesterol biosynthetic process; triterpenoid biosynthetic process. The record is from RefSeq and is a predicted model, not a curated record. Gene Ontology annotation, molecular function: lanosterol synthase activity. Lineage: Eukaryota; Metazoa; Chordata; Mammalia; Chiroptera; Molossidae. Gene Ontology annotation, cellular component: lipid droplet. The coding region runs from base 153 to 2351 and encodes 732 amino acids. The transcript is spliced from 22 exons.